This is a messenger RNA of Morus notabilis, 677 nucleotides long. RefSeq lists its product as uncharacterized. The transcript has a single exon. The record is from RefSeq and is a predicted model, not a curated record. NCBI's taxonomy places the organism in Eukaryota, Viridiplantae, Streptophyta, Magnoliopsida, Rosales, Moraceae. The coding region runs from base 99 to 677 and encodes 192 amino acids.
UCUUUUUGGUAUCCUUUUUAUUAAUAUUCAAAAUAGCUACUAGCUUAGCAAAAUCUCUUCCCCCUUGACUCGUCUUUAUUGGGUCGACUUGUCUUUGGAUGAGAGAGAGAGAGAGAGAGAGAAGGCGCUGCGGUUUUGCCUUGGUUGUAAUAGGUGAAUUUAAUUUAAACACACACAGACACACAGAGAUAUUGAUCAAAGAUUUGAUGAUACAGAAUAUUAAUAAAGGUGGAGAUAAUAUGGGUAAUAAGAAGAAGCCACAGAAAACGAAGGAGCUUUCAGCAGCCAUAGCAGAAGCUUCAUCAACGGCUGAUAAUAUUAGUGAAACGGCGCAUACUACUCAAUCUCAGCCACAGUUUCAUACGCCUAGAAAGAGAGGUAGGCCUCGCAAGAUCGUCAUCGAGAAAAGCACUGAAACGACGACGGAAAUAGAACAACCUGCAUCAUCCAAAUCAGAUCAAGAAGCUGUUGGAAAUAUAUCCAAGAAAAUUAAAGGAGAAGAAGAAGAAGAAGAUGAUGAUAAUCAUCAAAGGCAAACGCAGAAGAUAAAGGAAGAAGGAUCUUCAGUAGUGCUACAGGCCAUGGAAGGUGAUAAGAAAGAAGAAGGGCAAUCGAAUAAGGAGCUUCCGAGGAGGAGAGGUAGGAGAAAAAGCAUACCCAUAAAGAGUAGUAGUUGA